AUGCCCACAAUGUGGCUCAACACCACUACCACUUCAUUCCUACUUACUGGAUUCCCAAGCAUGGAGGAGUCAUAUCACUGGAUAUCCCUCCUCCUGUUGGCGGCCUACGUCUCCAUAAUCCUUGGCAAUGGCACCCUCCUCUUUCUCAUUAGAGAAGACCAUAACCUCCACGAGCCCAUGUACUAUUUCUUAGCCAUGUUGGCAGCUACAGAUCUUGGAGUGACAUUGACCACAAUGCCCACCGUGCUCAGGGUUCUGUGGUCUAAUCACAGGGAGAUUGGCCAUGCAGCCUGCUUUGCUCAGGCCUACUUUAUCCACACCCUCUCUAUCGUGGAGUCAGGGGUCUUGCUGGCCAUGGCCUAUGACCGUUUCAUUGCCAUCUGCAAACCCCUAAGAUACACCUCCAUCCUCACUGACACCAGGGUCAUGAAGAUUGCAGUGGGAGUAUUGACGAGGGCUGGCCUGUCAAUCAUGCCAAUAAUCAUUCGCCUGCACUGGUUUCCCUACUGUCGAUCCCACGUGCUCUCCCACGCAUUCUGUCUACACCAAGAUGUCAUCAAGCUAGCCUGUGCCGACAUCACGUUCAAUCGUCUCUAUCCAGUGGCGGUCGUAUUUACAAUGGGACUGCUGGACUUCUUCGUCAUCUUUUUCUCCUAUGUUUUGAUUCUGAGGACAGUCAUGGGCAUUGCUUCUAGAGUGGAAAGGGUCAAGGCCCUCAACACGUGUGUGUCCCACAUCUGUUGCAUCCUGGUCUUCUACAUCACUGUGGUGGGGCUGACAUUCAUUCAUAGGUUCAGGAAACACAUUCCUCACAUGGUCCACAUCACAAUGAGCUACGUCUACUUCCUUUUCCCUCCUUUUAUGAACCCUGUCAUCUAUAGCAUUAAAACCAAGCAAAUCCAAGUGAGUAUGCUUCGCUUACUCUCUCUGCCUUCUUCUAGAGCAUGA
Molecule: messenger RNA, 948 nt
Organism: Octodon degus (degu)
Lineage: Eukaryota; Metazoa; Chordata; Mammalia; Rodentia; Octodontidae
Product: olfactory receptor 51B6-like
Exons: 2
Coding region: 1-948 (315 amino acids)
Biological process (GO): G protein-coupled receptor signaling pathway
Cellular component (GO): membrane
Molecular function (GO): G protein-coupled receptor activity; olfactory receptor activity
Source: RefSeq, a predicted model, not a curated record